UUUGGUUAAAAAAAACCUACAAAUUUGUCGGUAAAAGGAAAGAAGAAAUCGAAAAAAUUAAAUUUAUACCAUUUUGGUUGACCUUAUUCAGUUGGAGACGUAAUGAUCUAAGUCGUCACAGUCAAAAGAGUCAAAAGAGUCAAAAAAAUACUACUCAAACAUUAUUAUUAACAUCACAAAUAGUAAAUUCGCUCUUAUUUUUAAAUAUACUUAAUUUUAUUCCAAAAUUAAUAAUACGUGAGAUUUGGGCAUUUGUUAUAGAAUAUCUUAGUCCUGAGGUACCAGAAAGGUCCUACGCGCUUCGAAUUCUUGAUUAUUUUCAUACGCCAACACAAAUUUCAACCAUAUCUAGUCCUUAUAUGUUAUUUUAUUGUUACUUAUAUGCUGGAUUUUUAUAUCAGAACAUGGAUUACGUAUAUCAUGCAUUUAAAGUCUUUGCGGCUAUCUUAUUAUGGAUUAUACAUCGUUCCCAUUCUUCAAAUUAUCAUAUGAAUAUGCGAUCAUAUUCACAUCCUCAUCAAAAUAGUUCGUACAACAUAAUAAUUAUUCACAUGACUUUUUAUCUGUAUUCAUUAUUAACUACAACACCUCAAUUAUUCAACAAGCCAUUUUUAUCUCAAAAUCCGAAAGAUCUUUGGUCAAAAAGAUGGCAUCAAAUAUAUAGAUCAAGUUUUACAGAACUUGGUUAUUUUCCUAUAAUUAAUUUCUUUGAAAAAUUUAAUAAUUCAUCAUUAAGAGUAACAUUAUUAGAUUAUAUUAAUUCUGCUGGAAAAUUACUUAGAAGACUUGGUUCUUUAUUAGGUUGUAAAACGUUUUUAAGGAAUAAAAAGAUUCAAAAGGAUAUUCAAAGCAUCACAGAAAUUAUUAAUCAAAAUGAUGAACUUUUAAAGAACGAUCAAAUUUUUAAAAAUAAUGUUUCAACUUUUACUAUUAUUUAUAGUGAAAUUUCGAGAGCUUUAGCAGUUAUAGGUAGUUUUCUUUGGAGUGCUAUAUUGCAUGAAUAUUUAUUUAUUGGUUUAUUUGGUUGGAGUAAUAGUAGAG
This is a messenger RNA of Dentiscutata erythropus, 1041 nucleotides long. Lineage: Eukaryota; Fungi; Glomeromycota; Glomeromycetes; Diversisporales; Gigasporaceae. The record is from the annotation of a GenBank genome assembly.